Heteronotia binoei (common prickly gecko) is the source of this 5598-nucleotide messenger RNA. RefSeq names its product microfibril associated protein 3 (gene MFAP3). The record is from RefSeq and is a predicted model, not a curated record. Lineage: Eukaryota; Metazoa; Chordata; Lepidosauria; Squamata; Gekkonidae. The transcript has 4 exons. The coding region runs from base 343 to 1383 and encodes 346 amino acids.
GCCGGAAGAACGCCAUCAUGGCAUUACCCGCGUCGCCCUUCCGUUCCCUUCCCGAGAAGUAAAUAGCGCAUGCGCAGCGAAUUGUAACGGAAGGGUAAUCGAGGCGAGGUCGGCGAGGUAAACUAAGCGGCGGGGCCAAGCUGAAACCUUUCUGUCUAACCAGGCUUUUAAUUAAAAGUUGGAUUUUCUUUUUUACUGGUUCACAUUUAAAAAAAUUGAAAAUCUCUGCUAAUGACUCGAUCAACAUUUUCACUGGUGACCAGCAUAAUGCAGAUGACUUCACUUAAAUAGCCUGUCUCAGCUGUAAAAUUCAAUGAGAGAAACACUUUCCUUUAAGCUUCCAUGAAGCUCAGUUGCUACUUGUGGCUUCUGAUUCUUGGGACUCAGGUUCUUGCUUUAGAAAAUGUGGCCUCCAACCUGACAGUUACAUCUGGAUCAAAGACUCUGCCUCUCAAUGCAUCACUUCUUUUGGUCUCUAAAGCCUUGGCAAAAUCAGCCGUACCUCAGGAUAUCAUAGUCAAGGAGGGGAACUAUGCUUCCAUUGAAUGUAAGCUGAACGUUAGUCAGUACGAUUCCAUCCAUUGGUACAACUCAAAAGGAUAUCUGCUGAAACAAGAUGGACAAGGUGGAAGAUGGGUGAUCUCAGACAGUGUCCUUAAUAUCACAAGUGUAAGCUUUGGUGACCGGGGACGAUACACUUGUGUUGCCAUUCAUGAAAAUGGCACUUCAUAUUAUUCAGUCACCCUCAGGGUGGUUUCCACAUCUGGGGAUAUGGGGAUCUAUUACAUGAUCGUCUGCCUGGUUGCCUUUACUAUCACCUUGAUCUUAAAUAUAACACGUCUGUGCAUGAUGAGCAGCCACCUCCGCAAGACAGAGAAGGCCAUCAAUGAGUUCUUCAGGACAGAGGGAGCUGAGAAACUGCAGAAAGCCUUUGAAAUUGCCAAACGCAUUCCUAUCAUUACAUCUGCCAAAACCCUAGAGCUAGCCAAAGUUACUCAAUUUAAGACAAUGGAAUUUGCUCGAUACAUUGAAGAGCUUGCCAGAAGUAUACCUCUUCCCCCAUUAAUCCUUAACUGUAGGGCCUUUAUGGAAGAAAUCUUUGAGGCGGUGCGAGUUGAUGACCCCGAUGAAGUAGGAGAUGUGGUCAAACAGACCCAGGCCCUGAGUGCCCAAGAGGGGCUCUACCCCUUAAACCCAGAAAUCAAGCGCAGCAAUUCACCAGCAGGGGAUUCAGAUGAUGGUUCUGUAAACGAUCAUGGCAAAGAAAUAGCUGUUGAGGUGUCUGUCCAUCUUCAGUCUGAAGCACAAAGCAUUGACACUGUUUCUCGUGACAGUGUCCCUUCCAUUCCUUCUGAAGAUGAUGCAUGUGCUGAAUCCAAGUAGAACAGCAAAAGGCAGAUGUAUGAAAUCCACAUUUGAUUGCUUGAACACUUUGAGGAUAAAGGGAAAUCAGAAAGAAGCCACAGUCACAGAUGCACAAAAAUAUUAUUUUUAAACUUCCUAAGGGACUGUAAGGUGCCAAAACAGUUAGCAAACAUGGCGGGGUUCAUCCUGUACUGUAUGUGUUCUCCUAAUUUGAAAAACAGGUUAUAUGAGGCUGUUUAAAGAUAAUCUUUAGCAGGAAUUGUAUUAUAGGUAUUGCUAGGGUGAUUUUAUGCAGCCUUUGUCUUGAUCUCUGAAAAUCUUAAGUACCAUCUCAGAAGAAACAAACAGACAAAAAGUUAAUGUGAACUGUUUUUCUCAUUGUCACAAAAAACUUAAUAGCCUAAACAUACCUACACAUUGAUAAUUUCAAGUUAUUGCUUGCCCAUGGGAGACCUUAGCACAACUGAAUUACAUGAUAUGUGCUACAGGGAGAAUAUGAGGUUUUGAAACUAUGCUAGACCUGUCAGUUUUCUGUGAUUGUGUAUGUUGCAUUCAGCUGUAAUGCAAGAACAAGAGAAUGGAAGCCUGAAUGCAGAUUUUGGCUGCAAAACCUCAUUGCAGCCAACAAUUUAAAUGCGGUGCUGAUUGCCAAGCACUUUAACAAAAAAGUAGGUUUUUGUCGCAUUGUUUUUUGGAGGCAGUUCAGCUUGUUUGCAUUACAGACAUUCUCUCUCCUCUGGAAUUGCAGUGGGUGAGAUGCCAAAUUUGUCUUGAGUUAUGUGAGGAAGGCAACAGCUUCUGAAUUCAAGCAUUCUGAUCUUGUUGGUGGGUUUGCAAUACUCCUAAAUGUUGGGAGGAAAAAUCAAUCCUCUCUCAGCUUUCUGAAGAAGUGAAUAAAAGAGGGAAAUCUCUAGUGUUGUAGCCUCAGGGUCCACCUAGAUAUUAUACAGCAGACAUGUACUAGUCUCCUACCAGUCUAAAAAAAAUUAAAGGCAGCCCUUGACUGCAAAAAUUGGCCUUCAGCUGCAUAGGAAUGGUGAUUUUAAGCAGAAAAAUUGAUGUAGAGGAAAAGGUUAAGCUGUGCCUUCCUCCCCACCACUACUUGCUGAUACCUGAAGUAUUUUACAGAUAAACUUUCAUUAACCAAAAACAACUCUAUCCAAGACUGUUUUACAUGUCUGCUUGUAACCUAGUUUGGUCCAAGCUAAAUUCUUGAAUGCCACAAAGAGCAAGAGGCUACCACACCACUCUGAUGCUGAUGCUUCGCUGAACCUGCCCGUUCUGCAGAAUGAGAUGAUAAAGGAGGUGUACCACUUCAGAUUAUGUGAAUGGGGAACAGAAGUUUUGAACACCUUCUGCACAUUAACAAAAAAAAAAUUCUAGGCACAAAACUAGCACACUGAAGAGAGAUUCAAACUCAGCCCUUGGGAUACAGUUCUUUUCAGACUGCAGAAGUUUCUGCCAUAGGGGAAAAUUCUCUUACUUGUAGCCAAUGAGAUUCAGUUGCUUUCUGUCACCUCAUCCUACAUUUGUAGUCCAAGACUCGGUCUUCCUGUUACUAACAUGCAGAGCACAGGAGUUGUCUCCCAUUGGCUUGGCCUGAAAUGGGGAUUCCUGAAAUCAAAAUGGGAAAUAGAAUAUGAAGAUGACACAGUGGACUCAAGUUUUGUAUGGUUCCUUAAUGAAAGAACUUUGAUUAUUAACCAUCUACCUGAUCAUUGUCAUGCUGGCUCAUGUUUCAUUUUGUAUCCUGUAUCAAAGGAUUAGAAUUGUUUAGGUCUACUUUUCUAGCUCUUAAAUGCAUACAUCCUUGAUAGCUGCUGUUUUUGCUCUCAGAGACAUGGAAAUCAAUGCAAACUCCUGCUUUCACUAUUUGGUGCUUUCUCAUUCCCUUUACAUUACAAAAUGUAUUACUAAUACCAUUUUGUAUUCAUUGUAGGUUUAGUUUAUGUAAAAGUUUUCUGUGCUCCCCAAAUUAAUUUCUUUAAAGUGCUAGAAAUAUAUUGCCAUAUAUAAUUUUAAUAACUUGGCAACAGGAGUAGCAUUUAAUUUCCCACAACUCUUUCUGUGCCAUUUUAUUCUUGAAAUACCAUUUGAACUAUCAUUCAGCAAACGGGAAUAAGAUUUUGAAGAGGAUUUAAUGUUACACUUACAGCAAUAGGUGACAAACAUAACUUAUAACGAUAUCUUAGAAACGGAUCAUUGGCGGCAAUACAUGUGGAACACAUGUGAGUAAAUAGUCACCUGGCAGUAUUUAUCUUGGAUCUGUUUACGUAAACAUUUCUUAAGCAGACAUGGUGCAAGCAUCAACUUGGCAGAGAGAGAUUCUGUCAUGCACUACAGAUUGUAAGAAAUAGAAGUUUGCCCUUCUGUAGGCUCUCUGCACAGCAGGGUUGCCAGCUCAUGACCUAGCAGCCUUGCCUAUUACUUUAACAGCUCCCACUGGAAAGAACGUAGUUAGCAGGGACUGGUGGCCACAUGUCCCAAUGGCCCAUUCUCUUGCACACCAAUGCUGCUUGGAGAAUGGCAGGAGUCUUGCUCAUGUUACUGUAUUUUGUUGGUCCACCUAUCUUGUUCCCUACACCUCUGAACUUCUCACAGCCUUCAUGGCACUGCCUGCUUCUGCUCUUGACUAUAGAGAAUGCAUAACUUCUUUCACAUAAGCUGAUCUGGUUACAUAGGCUUCAUGAAUGGGAAACUGUUUUAUAGAGGGGCUUGAGUGAUCAGGUUCUUUUGUGAGAAGGAAACUGCUUCCGGCCUCUGAACAGGAGGCCAGGCACAGGGCAUUCAUUUGCUGGUCUGUGAUAGUGCAGCGUUAGUCAUGUAACCAUGUAUUGUGCCUAAUGCUGUAAUCUAGGUAGAGCACUGUGUACUUCCCUUACUAGUUGUACUGAGUUAAUUGCUUGAAUGUUUAAUUAUGUGCUUUGCUUAAGUAUUAAGAGGAAUUGUAUUUAGUAUGUUCUGCUCUAGAAGAGCAGGUUAAACAUUUUGAAUCCCACUAAAGUGCCCACAAUUACCUUUGCAACUGUGAAUUUCAUAGACCAUGCAUUCCAUUAAAAAAAAACACAGUUCUUUUGCACUGAAUGUUUUGAGUACCUUUGUUCAGAGCCUGGUUCAGAAUAAUUCUAUUCUGUCUCUUAACCUUGUAAUGCUUGGCCUGGCAACAAUGACAAUGAAUGGAUGCCAAGUGGAUUCCUAGGCCAAAAAAUCAGACUAGAGUGUUAUAAUUGUUCCUUCUAGCAUUAACAUCUGUGAAUCUAGGCCAAUAUUGAGUUCCAUAUAUACUUUGGUGACAUAAUUAGCCACCAAGUUUUCUUGUAUAGUAUUCUUAAUAGCAGGUCAGUGACAUCAGAAUGGUGUGUGAGAUCUCUGCAAGACAGUGCUACAAGUUCUUUUUCAUACUUGUAAUGUCUAUGUGAUUUCUUUAAUAUAGAAUUCCACUUUUUUGCCCUUCUGAAACAUUUUGGCAAAGGGGAGUAUAAAAGAGACAAUAUUAGCCAGAAAUAAGCCCUAGAAAUAGAUGCAGCAUUCUCCAUUGUUUUUCAGUGAGGCCUUUCCCCCACCUCGGUUCCAGUCAGCCAUCAUACAUUAAUUUAAUUCCAGGGUAAGAACUUUUUUUUUUUUUUUGGGGGGGGGGGGGGAUUACAAUUUUUCUGCAAAUAAUUUUCAUUGAUGAUAUGAUAAGAUACAGGACUCCACCCUGUCUUUGGGCAAUGCAUCAAAGGCAGGACUGAUGUGUAUAGUUUCAGAUAGCUUUUUAAAGUAAAAAUUAUUAGAACCAGAUGCAUGAGGAAUGUGUUGUGGAGUAUGGACUUCCUAACGGAAACUACAAAAUGAUGAUAUACAUAGAGAUGAUUGAUGGUGUUUGAAUUUAUGUGAUGCAGUUAACCGAUGUAAUAUUAUUCAGAUGAUCAACAUGUUUUGUGAACAACAGGCAUGAGUCCAUCUAUAGAGAUUGCUGCUGCCCAGUAGCAGUAGUAAUUUACCUGUAUACUUUUCUUGCUUUAACUAAUGUCUGUUGACAAUCAUGAGAUUGUUGUGUUUCCUUGGUCUUCAGUUUUCACAGAUCACAUCAAAAGCUACUUAAACUGAAGUAUUGUCUAAAAUGACAAAUAAUUUGUAUUCUGGAGACUGCAAUGUCAAUAUUCUCUGUAACAGCAUAGUAUUUUGUACUUUCAUAUAAAAAUAAGAUGUGUGUUUUCCCCCCAGAAUAAAACUAAUUUAAAAAGCUUG